Messenger RNA from Oncorhynchus masou masou (cherry salmon), 8409 nucleotides. RefSeq names its product plexin-B1-like. The transcript is spliced from 29 exons. Lineage: Eukaryota; Metazoa; Chordata; Actinopteri; Salmoniformes; Salmonidae. Bases 650 to 5788 code for a protein of 1712 amino acids. The record is from RefSeq and is a predicted model, not a curated record. Gene Ontology annotation, molecular function: semaphorin receptor activity; protein binding. Gene Ontology annotation, cellular component: plasma membrane; semaphorin receptor complex. Gene Ontology annotation, biological process: regulation of cell migration; axon extension; semaphorin-plexin signaling pathway involved in axon guidance.
UGGCGUAUCUAUGCUGUGGUGAGGUUAUCUGUCCAUUCUCGACACUAUUCACCGGGUACAUGUGGAAAUCGUAGAAAGCGCACAGUGCAAUUUGAGAAUAACAUCAAGUCAAUACGAGCGCGCAUGAGUUGGGUUUAUACCGGGAAAUGUACAUGAACAUCGCAGGUCUUUUACUAAAACGGAGUUGUUUGAAGCGCGUCUUGUGAAACAAUGUAAUACCAACCAAACUCAAAUCUGAACGACAGUGGAAUUUGUGUUCUCCUUAAACCGUUGUGAUUUUCCUGGAUUUAAAAGCACAAGUUGCGGACAAAUUGGAUAAGACACCCCAGGGAAGGGCACUGAAUACUUGCACGAAAUUGCAGGUCGUGGAAUGAAACCUCUUUUAUAAGAAUUGAAGGUUUGGACUGGUGUACGUGGGGGAAAAGCAAGUGGAAUUCUGGGAUGUUUGCAAUGUCAGUGAAGGAACAGUAGAACUUGUAUUUCUACAGAUUGGUUGCUAUGCCUCCGGGGAUGGUGCGGUGUGGUUUCUCAGUCCCGGUAAUUCAGAUUGGUGUCAUAGGAGAGAUGUUUUUAGCCAAACCAAGCUGCUGGGAGGUCAAGGGGUGACAUGCCUCUGUAACACAUUGUUGGAAACAAAUGAUUGGUUGCCAUGCCUCCGGGGAUGAUGCGACAUGGUUUGUCAGUCCUGGUGGCGGUCCCAGCCCCAGUACUGUUGCUGCUGCUAGCUGCCGGCUGGCCCUCCUAUGGCCUGGCCUGGGCCUCCUCCCCCUACCCCACCUUUACCCGCAACGACACCCUCUUUGAGCACAUGACCCUGCACCCGGACCCUGCGGUGGGACGUGUCUAUGUGGGGGCGCAGGACCGCCUCUUCCAGCUGGACCGUCACCUGACUGCCGAACUCCAGUUCGACACCGGACCCGUGACAGACAGCCGUGAGUGCCUUCCACCCGUCACCGAGGGCAACUGCCCACAGGCGCGGCCCACCAGCAACCACAACAAGCUCCUGCUGGUGGACCCCUACUCUAUGGAACUGAUCACAUGUGGCAGCGUCAACCAGGGCAUCUGCCAGAAGCGGAGUUUAGACUCUGUGGGUACGGUGCUGUUCUCAGCCGAGCGGCCUGUGGACACUCAAUACGUGGCAGCCAACCACCCCAACGUGAGCACGGUGGGCCUGGUGGUGCGCUCCCGCCCUGACCGCCAGCCCGUGCUCUUUGUGGGCCGCGGCUACACCAGCAGCCACCCACCUAUCUCCACGCGCAACCUAGUCCAGGAGCCCGUCUUUUCCUAUGAAGAAACUGCAAAGCUAUCGGUGGCGGGCCGUCUCUCGGAGUACGACCACCACUUCGUGGCCUCCUUUGCCCAGCGCCAGCAUGUCUACUUCCUCUUCUACCGGCGUGACCUUAAGUCCCAGUCGCGCGAGUACCGCACCUACGUGUCGCGCGUCUGCCUGGAUGACCAGGCCUACUACUCGUAUGUGGAAGUUCCUCUGGCCUGUCGCUCGGCAGCCGGUAAGAGCUACAACCUGCUCCAAGCUGUCCGCCUUGGUCUACCACCCAGGGGGAGUGGGGGCGAAGCUGGGAAAGCCGAGGUGCUCCUGGGGGUGUUCUCCACACAUCAGACCUCGUCCACACGGCCCAGUGAGGACUCUGCUCUCUGCAUGUUUAACCUGGACGAUCUGGACCAGAGGAUCAACUCCACCAGGGACCUGUGCUACACGCAGUUCGGCCGUGCUGAGGGAGUGGGGGAGGCGGCCUACAUCGAGUACGAAGUCAAAUCCAACUGCGCCAACCUGCCGUCGAACACCCUGGAUGCCUACCCAUGUGGUUCAGACCACACCCCCAGUCCAAUGGCCAGCCGGGUGGCUGUGGAAGCCGAGCCCAUAUUGGACAGCCCAUCCACCCGUCUCACCGCCGUGGCUGUCAGCGUAAGGGCGGGACAUACAAUCGCCUUCCUGGGGGAUUCCAAGGGAAACCUGCGCAAGGUGUUUCUGGGCCCUAACGGUGAGGUGGAGGAGUACGCCGUCGUCUCCAUCCAGGCCAACGCGGUCAUCAGCUCAGACCUGCUCCUGGAUCAGUCUGAGGAGCACCUUUUCAUCAUGACGUCCACCAUGCUCCAGAAGAGGCCAGUGGCUGAGUGCCACGAACAUCUGGACUGCCAAGCCUGUCUGUCUGCCCACGACCCCUACUGUGGAUGGUGUGUCCUGGAGGGGAGGUGUGGCCAGCAGGCUCAGUGUUCACGCGGGGCCCAGGCAGGCCAGUGGCUGUGGAGCUUCGACAUGGAGCAGAAGUGUCUCACCAUCCAGUCCCUCAGCCCCUCCAACAUCAGCCGGCAGGAGAAGAGAAGUAUCUCUCUAUCAGUCCUGGGCCUGGCCGUCCUAGAAGAGGACAAGUCGUACUCCUGUUUCUUUCACGACUCUGAGAGUCCUGCCACAGUCACUGACAUGGGGGUCACCUGCCUCUCCCCUGACCCCCACAGGGUGUUGACUGGGCCCCCGGGACAAGAUUUUGUCAUGGUCACCCUGUCCCUGCGCUUCGGUGACGUCAUCGUCACGGCGACAGAGUUCACCUUCUACGACUGUACUGCAGCCAAGCAGCUGUCUGGGAGCGUGCCUUGCCGCGGUUGUGUGUUGAGUCGCUGGGGCUGCAACUGGUGUGUCCACCAGCACACCUGUACCCACAAGCCCUCCUGUGACGAGGGGGUUAUAAUCUAUAAUGAACACUUCAAACUCCCCACCCCGGCUCCUCCCACAACAGUGUCCCCAACAACCGUACCCCCGACAACUACAACAACAGCACCCCCUACAACUACCACAGCAACUAUCGCCACAACUACAUCAAUCAAAGCCCCUACCACCAUAGCUACUGCCCUGGAGCCUAUGACAACAACCCUGUCUACGACCACCACACCGGAGCCGACUACACUGCCCAACCCUGCUAUGCCGACCGAGGCCCCCACUACUGCUAUGCAGGCCGAGGCCCCCACCAUUCGUCCCCCUACAACGUUAGCUGAAGCUACAACGCCCAUACCUGAGACCACCACUAGUGAGGCUGAGGAGCAAACAACUGCGGAAGAGCUCGUUGCAGAGCCUGAAAGUGAAACUGUAGGCCCCGUGGUUACCCCUGGCAACAUGGAGCUUGCCGCGGAAACUGAGGUGGCGACGGUUAUGACCAAAGACAGGCAGCCAUUCGAUGAUCUCACCACUCUGAUCCCCCUGGCGUUCCCGCCCGAGACAUCCCCAUUGGUUACUGCACCCCCCCCUCGGGAACUGGACAAGGCUCUGAGUCUGGCCGAGCCCCCCUUGGAGGUCCAGCCCACACCCGUCAGCUACCCUUUCCCAGCCCCCUUCCCCCUGGGGGAACCGGUCGACUCAGAUCUCACCUUCCACCUGGACCUGACAGAGGCCCCCUCCCUACUCCCUCUAGACCACCUCCACCCCACCGACGCCGAGGGCCAGGGUGCCGAGCCGGAAGUGCUUCUCUGGCCCAGGGAGGAAGUGGAGGAGGAAGCUGAGGACACGGCGGUAGAGAACGACACAUCCACCACGUUUUCGGCCACCAGCGUGCUGUCAGGGGACGGAGAGGCCGCUGACCACUUCCUUUCGGGCUCGGCCUACCCCCAGCUCCUGGACGCCGACUCAGAGCUGGACUACCAGUAUGACUCAUCCGACACCUUCCUGCCGGGGGACUCAGGCUCCUAUGUGAGUUGGGGCUCGUCUGCUUGCCCCUGUGUGGAGAAGGUCCAGGGUUCUCAUCUGUUACCAGUCAGAGUGGCGAGGAAGAUCACACUAUUCGCCAGAAACCUCCACCUGUACCAGGACACAGACCUGGACUACGAGUGUGUGUUGGUGAUCGAGGGGCAGACGGUGGUGGUAGACGCCUACGUGGAAAUGGAUGAGAUGAUCCCGUCUCUCUUUGACAUCACCUGUCAGCUGCACCAGUAUUCCUACUCCGCUCCAGUGGAUGAGUACAACGCCAUGGUGUACGUAAAGAGGCGGGACACCUUCCACGUGGACAGCUCUCAUGACCUGUACGACCUGAUGACGGAGAUGAUGGACAUGUCCAGUGACCUGGUGGGCUCGGGCAUCCCCUUCCUGGACUACCGGCGCUAUGCUGAGCGGAUCUUCUUCCCGGGCCACCGCGAAUCGCCCCUGCGGAGGGAUCUGGACGUACAGGAGAGUCGGCGGGCCACAGUGGAGCAGGGCCUGGUGCAGCUCUCUAACCUGCUCAACAGCAAACUCUUCCUCACCAAGUUCAUCCAUACUCUAGAGAGCCAGCGGACGUUCUCACCAAGAGACCGGGCCUACGUGGCCUCUCUCCUGACUGUGGCGCUGCAUGGGAAACUGGAGUACUUCACAGACAUCCUCAAGACCCUGCUCAAUGACCUGGUGGAGCAGUACGUGGUCAAGAACCCUAAACUCAUGCUGCGGAGAACGGAGACAGUGGUGGAGAAGCUGCUGACCAACUGGAUGUCCAUCAGCCUCUAUGCUUUCCUCAGGGACUCUGCAGGUGAGUCUCUCUACAUGUUGUUCAGGGCUAUCAAGCACCAGGUGGACAAGGGGCCGGUGGACGCGGUGACUGGCAAGGCCAAAUACACACUCAAUGACAACCGUCUCCUCCGAGAGGAUGUAGAGUACAAGACCCUGACCCUGAACGUGUUAAUGCAGGGCGGGGGGGUGAAUGAGACCCAGCCACUUCCCUCCAAGGUGCUGGACAUAGACACCAUCACCCAGGUGAAGGAGAAACUCCUGGACCAGGUCUACAAGGGCACCUCCUUCUCGCACCGGCCACACACAGACUCUCUGGACCUGGAGUGGAGGUCUGGUGUAGCAGGUCAUCUGAUCCUGUCUGAUGAAGACCUGACGUCUAUUGUCCAGGGCAAUUGGAAACGCCUCAACACACUCCAACACUACAAGGUUGCAGAUGGCGCGACAGUGGCUUUGGUCCCGCGCCACAGCAAACACAUCCAUCACGACAACCACGACUACGUGGCAGGUGAAAAGACGCCCAUGCUGGAGGAUGCAGACGAGGGCGGGGUGAGGCUGUGGCACCUGGUCAAGGCCGGCGAAGAGCCUGAGCUACCCAAGCAUCGCCGCGGCAGCGUGAGGGAGAGGGCCAAGGCAAUACCAGAGAUCUACCUCACACGUCUGCUCUCCAUGAAGGGCACUCUGCAGAAGUUUGUGGACGACCUGUUCACGGUGAUCCUGUCCACCAGUCGUCCCGUUCCGCUGGCCGUCAAGUACUUCUUUGACCUGCUGGACGAUCAGGCGCAGCACCACGCCAUCACCGACCCUGAGACCAUCCACAUCUGGAAGACCAACAGUUUGCCCCUGAGGUUCUGGAUCAACAUUGUAAAGAACCCCCAGUUUAUCUUUGACGUCCAGCCCUCGGACCACGUGGACGCCGUGCUAACGGUCAUCUCCCAGACCUUCAUGGACUCCUGCACCACCUCAGAGCAUAAACUGGGCAGGGAUUCACCAAUAAACAAACUGCUUUAUGCCAGAGAUAUCCCCCGGUACAAGCAGAUGGUGGAAAGGUACUACGCUGACAUCAGACAGACCAUCUCUGCCAGUGACCAGGAGAUGAACUCCGCACUAGCAGAACUAUCCAGGAAUUACUCAGGCGAGUUGAAUUACCUUGUUGCCCUGCACGAGUUGUACAAGUACAUCAACAAGUACUAUGACCAGAUCAUCGGGGCCCUAGAAGAGGACAGCACGGCCCAAAAGAUGCAGCUGGGCUACCGGCUCCAGCAGAUCGCUGCAGCCGUAGAGAACAAAGUCACUGACUUGUGACAGUGAAACCACUGACCAAGAACACGCCGGCAGAGGAGACCACAUUAAGAGACCCACAGGAGUGGGGGAGGGAAACUCAGAGGGGCUGGGUUAGGAGGAUGGACAGACCGGACCAAUAGACAGAUUAACACAAAAUCUCCCUCCUGUCAGAAGAGGGGGAAGUAUGGUUCUAGGGGUAAGGACCCCAAACACCCAACCCCUUUUCCACAUUAAGGAGCAAUGAGUGACUGUUGUUCACACACAACAGUCACCCAGGGGGUUGAAAAGGGGAUGUGGUGUAUUGGGCUGCUGAACACAUGAAACUCUCUAGAGGUGGUGGUAUACUCUCCAUUGUGGACAAGACAGGAGGGAAAGAUAAAGGGAGACACACACACAAACAGACGAGGAGCCUUUGUUUGUAUGUCCCACCCGUUCACCCUUCAGCCCUGCGUUGGACCACAUUGUGGCAUCUGCCUCUCUUGUAGAACUCUCUGUGGAACUUGAAGAAGGGGCUUGGGAGAUCCGGACGUUACAUUAUGUGUCAAUGGAAACGUGCUGAAGUCAACAAUCUGAAGUCUCAUAUGAAUGAAUGAAAGGAAGUCUCAUGUCUAUCAAAAUGCUGGUUGUCACUAGAUGGAGAGCAAGUGUGAGCGAGAGUUGGAAGGGACCAUUCUGGGUUCCCCCCUCAUUCAAGACGCAACACCCCUUUCCACAUGAAAUGUGGAGUGAAAAGUUUUAUUAGCAUUUAAUAAACAUUCUCUAGAUAUUACAUUGUCACCAAUUAAUGCAGUUGCAUACAGUACCUUUCCUAGGGGCUUGAGUCUUAAGUUAUCGGCACUCUCUACCUCCCUUUACUCACCUGAAAACUCAAGUUACCCUCUUAUUUCUUUAACCCUGAAGCUUUUUCUUGUGUUUUGCAGUUUGUCUGCUAGGUUAUAUCCAUAUCCGUCCAAAUCAUAAGUACACGUAGUGGACAAAUGCCACAUACACACACACACACACACACACACACAGUUCACUCAAUCAUGACACUCUUGAGAUGAUUCUUCCUUUUUAAUGUUUUUUUAAAUGUGUAAUUAUUGCCAUUCCGCUUUUUCAGGUAGCUCCCGAGUCUAUACAAAUCUGUGCUCCUCUUUAUGGUAUUGAAUGGGAGGAAGAUGUCAGAGUUGAAAUGAACUGCUCUCGGAAAGAGGCUACAGCUCGCGCUCUGCAUGACUAAAGAAAGAAUGAUACUGAAAGCAAAGAAGCAGUCUUUUCAAAAGGUACUGGAAAUAGGUGACCGUGUGAAUGUUUUGAUGUUUUUAAAGGGUAACAGUCACUGGAGGGACACUAGAUCAUAGAUUAAACAAACAAAUCUCAACUGUAGAAUUGUAUAUAUUUAAAACAUGUGUCCCACAGUAUUUUAUGGUGUACGUUCAUGCAACUUUCCUUGUUGUACAUUUUUAACAUAACUUUUGUUUUUCAACCAAGAAAAGUCUAUUGAAUCAUGUUCUCAGUUUGUGCUGUUGUGAGGUAGCUUAUUUAUCUGACAAUUGGCAACUGCGCCGUUGAUAUGUGUAUUGCAGUUAUUAUAUUGAACACAAGAUGGCGACAGCUCCUACGUUUGUUGAACUUGUUUUCUAACACUGCUGUUUUAACUGUCUAUAAGGUUUCACAGAAGAUACUUUGACCUAGUCACAUUUUGCAACGUUUGAUUAAGUAUUAGAAUUAUAACUACAUUGCCAUUUCUGAACUUUACUGAAACUUGUUUUCUUAUGAUUUACCCAUGGGUUGUGUUAUUCAUAAUUUGCUCAUCUCUGCAUUGUCUAUUAGACUAUAGCGUCAUUCUUGCAUCCCAAAUGGCACCCUUGUCCCUAUAUAUAGUGCACUACUUUUGACGAGGGCCUUAUGUAGGAAAUAGGGUGCCAUUUGGGACAGAAACCUAGACUAAUCAUUCUAUCCAACAGAGCUAUGUACCAAGAAUGUUAUCACACAAAUUGGAGGUGUUGCAUGUAUGUUAACGACACAUAACUGAUGUUAGACUUAUGGAUGAAGACAUUUAACACUACCCAUGUGGUAGGCUAUAUCUUUAUAUGCUGGUGCACUGUUGGCUUUCUCGUGAGUAGACACCAAUAAGAGGCUGACAAUGAGUCAGCAGAUUGCUCAUUUAACUGUAAAACCCAAUCAAAUGAUCAGUUUUGUCCUAUUUUGAUAAGAAUUUUGAAGAGAUGAAAGUGUAUGUAGUUUAUGCGUUGCAUGCUAUUGUGUGGGUUCUCCAGUUUGAUGCAUUUUCCUGUUCACCGCCAUUGUCCCUAGAUUGCACAGCAUAAACGAGUCAUAGUAGCUUAUUGGUUAACAUCACACUAUUUUUCAAUGGACAAUUUGUAUUGUCAUAUGCUUUCAAUGUAGACUAGUAUUAUGUAUGAAGCCUAAUAAUGGUGAAGAGAGCAGGUGGUGGUCAUUUAAUGGAAAACUAUUGUUAGGCUGUAUAAAUGUAGCUAUGUAGAGCAGGCUCUGCAAGGAGCACUUUAAGGUUGAUUUUUAUUUUGUCUGUUAAUAUAGUUGUACAUAAUGAUUGAAUAAUGUAACUUGUAGCGAACCUGCUGUUUAAUAAGAGUGUAAAUUCCUACAUAUGGUGAGGUAAUAAAGUAUUUGUAAAAUCA